Messenger RNA from Saccostrea cuccullata (small rock oyster), 1314 nucleotides. RefSeq names its product zinc finger protein OZF-like. The transcript has a single exon. Gene Ontology annotation, biological process: regulation of transcription by RNA polymerase II. Lineage: Eukaryota; Metazoa; Mollusca; Bivalvia; Ostreida; Ostreidae. Gene Ontology annotation, molecular function: RNA polymerase II cis-regulatory region sequence-specific DNA binding; DNA-binding transcription factor activity. Bases 127 to 1314 code for a protein of 395 amino acids. The record is from RefSeq and is a predicted model, not a curated record.
ACACUUUCUCGUUCACCCUUUUUUAAAAUAAAACCCUUUAACCUUGAAUCAAUAUAACUUAAUCUUUAUUUGUUUACAUUUUAUAUCCUUAGAUUAAAUUCUAUCAGAACAGUGCCCUAUGGAGCAAUGAAACUGAUUUCUUUGUCAUUUUUGCAGAAAGAGAGGAGAAAAUUUGAACCCCAUUCAAAUAUUCAGAACGAUACUGAAAAAUUACAGAACUAUUGUUCAGACGAGGAUCAAACUGGAUGUUUAGAAAGACACAUCAGCACACAUGUAAGUAAAAAGCCAUUAAAGUGUUACAGUUGGAAAGAUUCAACUAGUUCAGGUCAGUUACAGAGACAACUAAGUUCUCAAACCAGGGAGAAAUAUUUUAAGUGUGAAAUUUUUGGGAAGGCAUUGUCUGUGUUAAGUGACAUUACUAUCGACAUGACGACACAAACUGGUAAUGUAUCUUAUUGUUGUGAUGCAUGUGAAAAAACUCGGAACGAAUCAGGUACCUUACAGAGAAAUACGAGGAUACACACAGAAAAACCACUCAAUAAAUAUGAUGUAUUUGACAAGUCACUCAGUGAGCCACAACACGUGCAGACACACAUGAGUACACACACAAUUGAAAAGCCCUAUAAAUGUGAAGUGUGUGAGAAGGCAUUCAGUUGGUCAAAAAAUCUACAGAGUCACAUGAGGAUACAUACUGGUGAAAAACCGUACAAAUGUGAAGUGUGUGGGAAGGCUUUCAACCAGUCACAGAACUUAAAAAGUCACAUGAGGACACAUACUGGGGAAAAACCUUUCAAAUGUGAUGUAUGUGGGAAGGAAUUUAACCAGUUACAACAAUUACAGAAUCACAUGAGGACACAUACUGGGGAAAAACCUUACAAAUGUGAUGUAUGUGGGAAGGCUUUCAACCAGGUACAGCACUUACAGAAUCACAUGAGGACACAUACUGGGGAAAAACCUUAUAAAUGUGAUGUGUGUGGAAGGAGUUUUUCUGGAGCAAAAGCCCUACAGGACCAUAUGAUGAUACAUACAGGUGAAAAACCUUAUAAAUGUGAUGUGUGUAGGAAGGCAUUCACUCGUUCAAGGGACUUACAGAUUCACACGAGGACUCAUACAGGUGAAAAACCAUAUACAUGUGAUGUGUGUGGGAAGGCAUUCACUCGUUCAAGUGACUUACAGAGUCACAGGAGGAUAUUACAUUCAGAGGAUAAACCUUAUAAAUGUAAUAUGUGUGGAAAGGCAUUCACUCGUUCAGGUAGCUUACAGAAUCACAUGAGGAUCCAUACAGGAGAAAAACCUUAUAAAUGUGAUGUGUGA